Messenger RNA from Aureobasidium uvarum, 1875 nucleotides. The record is from the annotation of a GenBank genome assembly. Lineage: Eukaryota; Fungi; Ascomycota; Dothideomycetes; Dothideales; Saccotheciaceae.
CUCUCAUGCGACCGUAGUUGGCCUUGUCAGCGGUGCUCGCGAGCAGGCCGUCCCGAUCAGUGUACAUACGACACACCCUCGGGUAGACCGCCCACGUCAAGUCGGCAGUUGCACCAUCAACAGCGGCGAUCGACACAAGACGAACGACAAGAAAUCCGGCGUUUGCGCGUCGAGGUGACCACCUUGAAAGAUCUUCUUUCCCAUCGUCAGCCUCAAGUGAACUAUACCGACGAUGCAGCGAGCAAUCACGCCAAGCUUGCUUUCCAACCAACGCCGCCACCGGUGACAGCAAGGAAUGCCGUUGACGAUCAGUCUGGUCGUCUCGUAGCUGCAACUUCUUUUGACCAUCCAAAAGAUCGCUCUCCGCCUGGUUAUUAUGCCAAGCACUCGCUCUUCAAAUUCUUCACAGAGGUAUCCAAUCUCCGAGAGUACUCACGCUGCGAAGACACUUACACCUCCGCUUCANNGAUCACGCAAAUUGUCCCUUUCAUCACCGAAGUCACUGAAGAAUGGCUACGACCGGCUGGUGCAAAGCUCAAGAAACACAAGGUGCACAUCUCGAGGAGCGAGGAUCUAGGACUUGACACGAUGCUCCCACCACAGGACGAUGCCGAUGUUUUGGUAAAAUUCUACCUUGACAACUUUGAGCAUCUUCAUCGCAUCAUUCAUGUACCCACUUUCCAGAAGCACUACAAUUCUUUUUGGGAUCCGUGUCAAACACGCUCGCCCGCUAUCACUUCUCUGAUCCUGUCCAUGAUGGCUAUUUCUGUGAGCGCGUCUCCGAUGGGAGAGCGCUAUAGGACAUUACCUUCACGCUGGAUUGUUAUAAUAGAUGAAUGGCUACAGCACCAGAGUCCGAAGCGCUUCGAGCUCGUUCACUAUCAAAUCUUUUGUCUGAGCUAUCUAGCGAAACGCAUCAACAUGAUUCACAAGAAGAGGUUCUGGACAGAGUCGAGCAACCUGUUGCAGAGAGCAAUGCUGGACGGACUACCAUACGAUAAUCCUGGACGCCGCCCAGAAGACACUCUCAUGAUUGAGAUGAGGCGACGCAUUUGGCAUGUGAUACGCGAGCUUGAACUUCAAACCUCGUACGAAUUCGGUCUGCCAACACUCCUUCACAAUAUCGACUGCGACCUUGCGAGUCCCUCCAACGUUGAGGACAAGGACCUACAUGAGCAUUGUACAGAGGCGCCUGAAUCUUUGUCAACCGAACACUAUACUCAAAAUUCAUAUCAGACUCUGUGCACGCGCAGCUGGCCACUUCGGUUGGAGAUUUCUCGACGCUUGUUUUGUUCCUCCAUCGCUGGACCUUUGACAUACGAUGACGUCCUCCGAUACACGCAUCAGCUCACUGCACAGAUUGUCAUGCUCCCGACUUGGGAUACGUCCUCUCACAAUGGCAUUCCCUUACUUGUCAAUGUGUUUUUGAGGUCUCAACUCAUGGAGUGCAUUCUGGCCAUCCACCGACCAUACCUGCAGAAAGACAGCUCGUCAUUCUGGGUCUCGGAAAACAUUUGUUUUCAGAUGUCUCGGGAGAUGCUUCUCCUAGAAUGCCGUUUGAGUGAUUUGGGUCUCCAACCGAUGACUCGCUUGCGUGAGGACCUCUUGUUGGCUUCACUGACUCUUACUCGAAUCACGCUAUUACAGGCUCCNGAUAUCGUCAUGAGCUGCUGCGACUCUAUCAUCGAGCUCAUGGAACGCGGUCUGAGCAUGGCAAGUGACAGAUACUUGCGAUGCGACAAGAGCGAGCCUUGGUGCUUCAUAACCCUAUCUGCUGCCAUCUCACUGCUCAGGAUUCACCUAGGGGUGUGGGACCGGACGAUCGCGAAAUACUCGUGUGCACAAAGCUUUCUGGACCUACACCAGCGGCAUCCC